Messenger RNA from Schistocerca cancellata (South American locust), 635 nucleotides. RefSeq names its product myotrophin-like. Lineage: Eukaryota; Metazoa; Arthropoda; Insecta; Orthoptera; Acrididae. Gene Ontology annotation, molecular function: protein binding. The coding region runs from base 81 to 635 and encodes 184 amino acids. The transcript has 3 exons. The record is from RefSeq and is a predicted model, not a curated record.
CGGCAGCGGUGUGAGGUGUUACAUGGUGGUGCACAUAGGUCGUUUGCUGUCUCGACCGAAUUAGUAAGACUGUGACUGUGAUGGCAGAGCCUGGGAGAGGCAGCCUAGCAGGUGGCCAGGGCGGGCAGCUGGAGUCUGGCGAUGGAGCAGGCGUGGGGCAGCCGGCAGCGCCAGAGGCUGCAGCGAAGGAGCCUGCUGAGGCACAGGCACCAGAAAGCAGCCUUUCCAGAGAGGAAAGCCGCAGCGAGCUGAUGGAAGCAGCUGAGGACUGGGACAUGGAGGAGGUCAUCGCUCUGGUGGCGGCAGGGGCGGACGUGGGGGCGAGAGGAGAGUGCGAGACUACUGCUCUGCACUGGGCAGCAGAGAGCGGGCACUUGGAAGCGGUGAAGUGCCUGCUGGGGGCUGGGGCAGAGGUGGACGCCAGAGACAACAGACAAGUCACACCUCUGCACUUGGCUGCAUAUGAGGGCCACACACCUGUGGUGCGACUGCUGCUUGGGGCAUCAGCUGACCCCAACGCUAGAGAUGCUCUAGGGAGGACACCACUGCACGAUGCCGCAAGAGAGGGCCAUUUAGAUGUGGCGACUGCACUGCUUGAGGCAGGGGCAAACAGUGGGGUCAGGGAUCCAAAGUAA